Molecule: messenger RNA, 1497 nt
Organism: Acytostelium subglobosum LB1
Lineage: Eukaryota; Evosea; Eumycetozoa; Acytosteliales; Acytosteliaceae
Exons: 3
Source: RefSeq, a predicted model, not a curated record
AUGAUGAUGCAGAGUGGAAUGAUCGACUCACUGCAUGAGGAGAAUGUGGAGGUCGAUCAACUACCAUUGAUGAUACCAAUCAUUGAUGAUUACGAACCGAGGAGUAAUAAGUGCACACCAAAUUCAACGCCAAUGACCUCGCACAAUCAUAUACGAUCACCUCUGAAGCGACACCUAAGCCAAAAGUCUGACGACUUCCUCUUGGCCAUUGGCAACCUAGAGGGACUGCACUCGAGUGGUGAUCACUUUGAAGAACAUCAACAUCAAUCACAUGAUCAACAACAACUCAAUCAAAGUGGAGGUGGACAUGGUCAGACUCAAGACAGCGAUGAUGAACAAGUUAUAUUUGAUACGGGCGAUGAGGAUCAGACGACUCACGUGUCGUAUAUAUCACAUUUGUCGACGCCUCCACCACCUUCAGAGACUACGCCGCCAGCCUUCCAAACAACACGCAGUGGUAGUGGCAGUCUAGAGUACGACAACAUGGACAUGGACACAAUGUUGGCCAACAGCGGCAACAAUGGCAAUCGCCACUUCCCCCGCUUCUACUACCGUCACAGCAUCAUGGACCCCGUCAGCAGACCGUUGUCGGAUGGCAGCGGCGGCAACAUGUCACCCAUGGACGAGAAGGAGGCCAUGGCCAUGGCAAUGGCAGACCAUGCUUUGACCAAGGCACAAAAGUACAACACUACAACUGGCUACAUCGAGGGCAAGCACAGGAAGCACGAUCACUACCGCGACGACUACUUUGAGUUUGUGGCGCCGCCACCCACCACGCCACACAAGCCCACACGAAUCAUAGAUGACUUCCUUUCAGACUUUACCAAUGAUGGUGCCGAAGGAGAUGAAGAUGAAGACGAGUUGGUGUACGAGAGGAUCAGGGCGUCGGGCGGUGGCUCACGGCAAGAGUCAGCAUCAAGUAGUCGCCACGCGAGUCACAAGAGUAUAUCAAGUCUAAGCAAUAGUCAUAACAAUGGUAGCAGUGUAUAUAAUAGUAAUAGUAACAUCAACAACAAUGGAAGCAUUGGCAACAUGAGUGGAGGUGGUAGUGGUGGAAGUGUCAAUGGCAGCAAGAAGUACAACAGUGGCAACAACAAACAGGAGCAAGCACCACCCUUUGACUACCGCAAUGGACGUGAUUUCCAGUUGCUCCUGGAUCGCAUCAAAGACAACUCAAUGUACUGUGGAACACAGUUUGCCGGUUUAAUGGCAAAGGUGAAGCUGAUAAACAACUCUAUGAAUCAUAUUAUGUCCAAACACUUUGAGUUGUACGCCAAGACAAGUAAUGAUGUCUUGGACGAGUCAUUCCAGUGUAUGGCAAUGAUGCAAUCACUCAUUAAUAGUAUGGAACUAUUGAAUAGUGAUGUCUUCCCAAUGUAUAAACUAGCCUCUCAAAUUAAACACGCCAGGAAGUCAUUAGAUCUCUUGGAACUAUAUGUUAAUAGAUUACCAAGCGAUGGAAGCAACGCUAAUGGUAACAGAAAUGGAAAGGCAGGC